AUGAGCACAACUCUGCUUGAGCUUCAGGCAGAGCUGCUCAGCACGAGCUCGCAAGAUCUUUACUCUUCAGCAACGACAACAACAACAAAUUUCCUGCUUCCCUUGGGAGCAGCAGCACCGACAAUGUCUUUUGAGACGAGCUUCCGCCCGUCCAGCAAGGCGGUCGGUGCCUCGUCCAUGCCCAACCUCCCGGCCAUGUUCAUCUGCUUCAUGCUCUUCCUGCAGACCUACCUUGCGCUCGCCAACCCUGCCGCCGCAGCUGCCGCCUCGGCGCUGUUCCCGGGGUACAAGACUCCCUCGCGCAAUGGCAACAAGAACAACAACAACGACAACAACAACGACAAUAACGAAUACAUCAAGCUCAACGACAACUACGACAUGAUCAUCCCACGACAACAACGGCAACAAUCUGUUGGCUCGACCUGCGACGGCUCCGAGGGGCAGUGGAACUGCAUGACAACCUCGUGGCAAAGAUGCGCGGCGGGCCGGUGGAGCGUCGUCGUCGACACGGCCGACGGGACGACCUGUCACCCAGACGGCUUGACUUGGGACUUUGCCGUCCAGGACCGGAGGGGGCAAGGUGGUGGGGAUGGAGGGGGACGCGCCACCAGCAGUGCGUUUCCGGGUACCGGAUGGGGAUUCAAGGGUGGUAUCGGCGGUGGAGGAGGUGGCGGUGGUGGGAAGUAUUCACUAGGUGAAUGGAGCCUGGUCAUCUUCGGAGGACUAGGGCUCGCAGUGGGCGGUUGGGUCUAG
Messenger RNA from Pyricularia grisea, 753 nucleotides. RefSeq lists its product as uncharacterized. Bases 1 to 753 code for a protein of 250 amino acids. The record is from RefSeq and is a predicted model, not a curated record. The transcript has a single exon. Lineage: Eukaryota; Fungi; Ascomycota; Sordariomycetes; Magnaporthales; Pyriculariaceae.